Triticum turgidum subsp. durum (durum wheat) is the source of this 1899-nucleotide messenger RNA. Lineage: Eukaryota; Viridiplantae; Streptophyta; Magnoliopsida; Poales; Poaceae. The record is from the annotation of a GenBank genome assembly.
AUGGCGACUGAAGCUGCCUCUCACAUCUCUGGCGGUUCGGAGUCAACAACGGUGGCUUUGCUAGAACAACUUACUGAAGUAUUUGGCAAGCUGAAGUCCCACACAGAAGCAUCCCUACAAUUGCAAAGUGGCAUCCAGUGGGAAGAUAUCAAAGUACAUUUCCUGAACCUUGAGAAGUCAUACAGAAGCAAGUGUGAUGAACUGGAAGGAAAGCAGAAGGCAUUAGAAGAACAGAAAGCUGGAGGUCGUAGGCUGAUUGCUGAGAAAGAAGCUGAUCUUUCUGCAAAAGAGCGUGCUUCUGUGAACAAGCUUCAGGAGCUGAAGGAUGCUGCCGUCUCUACCCUAGCAGAGGUGCGCAAAAAAUAUAAUGUCGAGCUUUCUGAGAUACUUGAUGCCAAUGGAAGCAAAGACAAAAAGGUAAAACCCCCAACCGACGACACCAAUGCAUCGCUCCCUUCAGACGAGCAUAACUCUGCUAAAGGGUCGGGCAAGCCAUCUGAACCUUCACCAGUUGAGGUUAAGCCGCGCCCUGCACUGAAGGAACUCUGUGAGCAGAUGGACGCUAAAGGCCUUCUGAAAUAUAUUUCAGAAAAUUCAAAAAAACUUGCUGGCUUUCGUGAUGAACUUUGUGUUGCACUAAAAUGUGCAACUGACCCUGCGCGCUUUGUACUUGAUUCCUUGGAGGGUUUUUUCCCAGACCAACUGCCUGGGGAUAAAAAUUACUCUGCUCAGGGGCAGCGCAGAAGCUGUAUUGUUUUGAUGGAGGCUCUAGCACAUUCAAUAGGAAUGAAGGAGCCGGGUGGCAAACACCCUUGGAGCUCUGAAAUUAUGGAGCAAGCCAAGGCAAUUGCCAAUGAGUGGAAGAGUAAGAUAGCUGAGGUUGACCUUGAUGCUUCUGAUGGCUACUCAUUGGAAGCACAUGCAUUCCUGCAGCUUCUUACAACUUUUAAUGUUGAUUUGGUGCUUGACGAAGAUGAACUAUACAAGAUUGUAGUUGCCAUUUCUCGUCGCAAGCAGACUGCUGAGCUAUGUCGCUCUCUUGGUUUGACUGAGAGAAUACCAGGUGUUAUUAAGGAGUUGAUUAAGAAACACAGGCAAAUUGAUGCAGUUCAAUUCAUACAAGCCUUUGGGCUGUCAGAGGCUUUUCCUCCUGCUCCUCUCUUGAAGGCAUAUGUAGAUGAGAUAAAAGGCUCACUUAACAAUAAGGGGGAUGCCGGUGCAACUCCUUCAGUGGAUGACUUGAAGAACCGCGAGCUAAUUGCAUUGAGGGCCAUAAUCAAGUGCAUCGAGGAGUACAAGCUCCAGAAGGAGUGUCCACUUGGGCCUCUCCAGAAACGCAUCAACGAGCUGAAACCAAAGGGCGCGAAAAGGCCAUCGGGUUCUGCUAACCGCAACUACGCGAAGAAGCAGCGGGUCUCUGGCAGUGGCACUUCAGCUCCUCGGAGGCCCACUGUGGCAGCUCCCCGCAGGCCCGCAGCUCCAGUCGGCACAUGGCAGCAGCGCGCCCCUCCGCCGCCGGUGCCCGCCUACCCCGACAGGUACGGGGCCGCCGCCGACCGGUACCACUACGCGCCGCCGCCUGCCGCAGCGUAUGACGCGGCCACCUAUGCCGCCUACGGCGGCGGCGGCGGCGGCGAGCAGUACAGGGCCGCCGCCCCAAAGCCGUACCAGUACAACCCAGGAUCAGCAGCAGCCGCCGCCGCAGCGUCGUACAACAACAUACCCCAAUAUAAGGUCGUGUAUGGCGGCCCCGGCGCCCAGCCAUCCACGGCUGCGGGCGGCUACGCGCCCUACGGCGGAGGCUCGGUGGGGCAGCAGCAGCCGCAGCCUGCUGCUUCCUCCGGCGGCUACCUGAGCUACGCCGCCGGGUUCGGCUACCGCCCUUCUCAGCAGCAGUAG